AUGGAGCUACCUCAACAACCGGUCUACGUGCUUAUCCCAUCAUCCGGGCCCUCAAUCGAGAGCAAGCGACUUUUCCUCCGGCCAGUUGCCGAUACCGACGCCGCUGCACUCUUUGCAGUGCGCUCCAUACCAGAGGUUGCGGCAAUGAACCACCCCAGAACACCUUUCAAAUCAAUCGCAGAAACACGUGCAUGGAUGGCGACAAAGGCAUUCACGAGUGGUCCACCCGAUGUGAUCGGCCGUUCAUUUAACUAUGCCAUUCUGGACAAGUCGAUUCCAGAAACGAAGGAGCGGGUCAUUGGCUCUCUCAGCAUCAAUCAAGUAGACCCCUAUCCUGAGAUUGGAUAUGCACUGCAUCCAGGUUCCUGGGGGAAAGGACACGCAACAGAAGCUUUGCAGCUGUUGCUCAAGCUGUGGUGGGGCUUGCCACGCCGAUCAUACUAUGGUGAAAGUGCUGGUCCUGUAGAGAUGGAGAAAGUAUUUGCUUUCUGCUUAAAACGAAACAUUGGCAGUUCCCGUGUGUUGGAAAAGUGUGGCUUCAAGGUUGUGAGUGAUUUCCGUCAUGAAGAAGAUGAAGUUUUCAUUUUUGCAUUGAAUCGACCUUGA
Molecule: messenger RNA, 606 nt
Organism: Penicillium paradoxum
Lineage: Eukaryota; Fungi; Ascomycota; Eurotiomycetes; Eurotiales; Aspergillaceae
Product: GNAT family N-acetyltransferase
Exons: 2
Coding region: 1-606 (201 amino acids)
Molecular function (GO): acyltransferase activity, transferring groups other than amino-acyl groups
Source: RefSeq, a predicted model, not a curated record